CCCAGCAAACAGCAGAACGCGCUAGAAGCUUACCGGUCACCACAGAGGCAGGACCCAGCACCUCUGUCUCUCCUUCAGUUAACUCGUUACAACACUUUACCACACCUUAACAAGAUGGUUCGUUGGCUACCACUCGAAUCUAACCCAGCGGUUAUGAACAAGUUCUUGGCUGGACUGGGUGUACCUGCGUCAUGGACCAUCCACGAUGUGUAUGGUCUGGAUGAGGAGUUGUUGGGUAUUUUGCCUGUUGGUGCAGUCAUUCUCCUGUACCCCUUCAAUGACAAGGGCGAAGAUUUCAAGAACAAGCAAGAGGAGGAACAGGAGUCAUCAGAUAAAGAGGUGUCUGAAAAGGUCUACUUCAUGAAACAGUUCGUCGGUAAUGCCUGUGGUACGGUGGCUCUCUGCCAUGCCAUCGCCAACAACUUAGACAAGAUCGAGCUUGCUGAUGGUGCGUUAAAGGACUUCAUGGACAAGACAUCAUCCAUGAGCUCUGAGGGAAGAGGUCAUGCAUUAGAAACUGAUGAAGGCAUUUCUAAAGCUCAUGAAGAGUCAGCACAGGAAGGACAGACUGAGGCACCAGACCGCGAGACUGGUAACGAGCACUUCGUCUCUCUCGUUGAGGUAGAUGGCACCCUUUAUGAGCUUGAUGGCCGAAGGAAAUUUGCAAUCAACCACGGCCCCACAACCUCAGAAACACUCUUGAAAGAUGCCGCCAAGGUGUGCCGCCAGUUUAUGGACAGGGACCCAGAAGAAUCACGUUUUGCAGUGGUAGCUCUUGCUGCUGGGCCUACAGAGUAAAUCAAAGAUGCCUUACAACAGGACCUCUUAUCAUUGUUUGUCUACAUAAUUGACGGAUACUUUUGUAACUUUCUUUGGUGCAGAAAAUCAUUUGAAACACAAAUAUUUUCAGUUUUAUUUUGCUUACAAUUACUUUUGUUCGAUAUUGAUAAGCAGGUCCUUAAUAAACCAAGUGAAAUGUUGUUUGAGGCCAGCUAUAAGUUACUGUACUAGUCAGGUAUAUUAUUUUAAGUUGAUUACCUGUGUUAUAAUUUGGCAGCCAGUAUUAUCUGAUCCCUUUAAGGAUAAUAACUUU
Messenger RNA from Homarus americanus (American lobster), 1093 nucleotides. RefSeq names its product ubiquitin carboxyl-terminal hydrolase isozyme L3-like (gene Uch). Gene Ontology annotation, biological process: ubiquitin-dependent protein catabolic process; protein deubiquitination. Gene Ontology annotation, cellular component: cytoplasm. Gene Ontology annotation, molecular function: cysteine-type deubiquitinase activity. NCBI's taxonomy places the organism in Eukaryota, Metazoa, Arthropoda, Malacostraca, Decapoda, Nephropidae. The record is from RefSeq and is a predicted model, not a curated record.